CGCCUUUAAAACACCUCAGGUUCCAUAAGCUAACUGCAGGCGAUAACACUCUGAUUCUAUCAACUUCGUAUAAUGUCGACACCGUCAUCGCUCAAUCGAAGAGCAAGCGCUACAAGUUCUACGAUGAAUGAGAUCGAGCAAUCCGUCACCAAGCUCUUGCUGGCCACCAAGCAAUUGCUGGAGGGACUCACGCAAUGGUCAACUAGCAGGAUCAGCGAACAACAAGUAUACGAUAUUUUUCAUUCUCUUACUUCACAGUUCGCCCAAGCCAAGCGGGCAUUUGAAUCAGCCGAUAUUUCCAUGGCGGAUCUUAUGUAUGUCCCAGAUGACUUGAGGCAUUGUCUUAUCAUUGCUUUGGACGAGGAGCCGUCAACCACUGCCUUAGAACACCACUUACCGACUAUCCGGGAUGUCAUUAUCCGGCUGUUGCAAGGUUUGAAGAGGAAGCAAGCACAGUUUCGAGAUAGAUCAGAGGCAUAUCCCUCGACUUCGCAGCGGUCCAGUCGGCUGGUUAACAACAGCAGUCGAAAUUCCACAAGGUCGUCCCAGCCUCCGCCAAGAUCGUCAGAACGUCCAGAUAUGAACCGAAAAACUUCAUCGGAGCAGCCCUACGGAAACAUCACCCCUCGAUCAUCCAUCGACUCAAGAUCCAUGUCACCCACGAACUCUAGUCGAUCGGAUUCUCCUUCACCGUCGUCAAGUACGUCCGGAGAUCGGUUGUCAAGGCGGCAAGCGAGUUUCAUACAACCUUCUCCGUCUACCAGCCAAGGACGAAGCUCACUACCGCAAAGAGAAUAUUCUGGCGACUUCGACAUGAAUGACCCAAAAACCGCAGAUGCGCUGGCCGCUCUGAAAAAACAGGAAAACUUGGCUCGUAGAUCUUCUGUGCGACGAGCUUCAGCGCUUUACCGAUCAACAUCGAAUGCUUCCACGCGAGCCAACGGUCGACCUCGACUCACAUCAGAUGCAAAGGAGCUGAUUCCGCCUGUACCCAUGGUCCCAGAAAAGGAGUUAGAUUUUGCACCUCUUGACCUACCAGAAUUCACUCAGGAUCAUGAGCAGGUUGAUGUACAUGCUAAGCCGGAAUUGCGCAAAGGUUCAGUGGAAAAUAACAACACUGUUAUCGAUACGGGAACCAUUGAUUUGUACUUGAAGCAUGGAAGACAAGUGAAGAAAGUCGAGUAUGAUGGCGUGGUAGAGUUAUCGAAAUUACGGAUGCUCUUCAUUGAGAAGUUUCCACAUAUUGCUCGAAACGACCAUUUUCCCGCCAUCUACAUCUUCAGCCCCACUGCUCAGAUUUCAUAUGAACUGGAAACUCCAUCGGAUGUGAAGGCUGACUCCGUCCUUACCUUGGAGCCAGAAGAAUCCCCAAAUGUCAAUCAGCAAAUAUCAGAACAGAUGAGCACAGGAUUCAGCACUGUGGCAAAAGAGAUGUCGGAUGUCAAGCAAGAACUACUGUCGUAUUUGAAGGAAGUCCAUGGGAAAGCGAUGAAUGCUGCAAUGACUACAAACGAAGUACCCGCCCCUGCUCCCGCUAUCCACGUCACAUCGGAGACAGAAGAAAAAGUUGUAGAAGAGGACUCUGCAGAAGAGAAAGCUACAGAAGAAGUGGUGAACUCAGCAGGAGGUGAAGGAUCACAAGACGUGAGCGACGCACUGAAGAGCAACAUUGCAGCGGCAUCCGUUCUAUCUGAGGUGAAGGAAAAGUUGAAGCAAGUGGAAACGAUACGACGAGAUAUGGGGGUUGUUCGUCAGUUGCACGAUGGCUUCCGCUCGGAAAUGCAAGGUCUCAUACAAGGACUGCGAGAGAAAUCAAAGGUCCUGAAAACACAGCCUAUCACCGUCACCAGCGCACGCAAGUAUGUAGAUGCAGGCAAAGAAGAGCUUGACAAAACGGCCGAAGACAUUACGAAACGACUUGAAGAUCUGCAGGAUACCAUUGAUGAAUUAAAGCUGGAUGUAACUUCGCGUAAAUGCCGACCUUCCUCUACUCAGAUGCAGCAUUGUGACGAUGAAGCCAAGCAGCUUCAGACCGAUAUUGCCACUCUGUCUGACAAGAUCAAGACCGUCAAACCUAUGUGGAAGAAGACGUGGGAGGAGGAAUUGCAAAAUAUCGUCAAGGAACAACAAUUUCUCAAGGACCAGGAAGCGCUGUUACUGGAUCUUGAAGAAGACCAUACUGCUAUUUUAGAGGUAUUCGGACAGCUGCAGAAAAUUCGGGAGAUUCAAGAAAAAGGCAAACCUACACGUCGUGAAUUUCGAAUCCCUGUAUCCGAAGCUGGUCAUGAUGGUAUGAACAGUGUAUUAAAACAAGUGACGACCAUUCAAGUGGAUCCAGAACGACGCCUUCGAGCGCUCAAUCAAGCUGAGAAGAUGAGAGAACGGGAGCUAGCCAAUCGUAUUGAUGAGUUUGAACAUGAACUCACGUCUUUUGUUGAAUCCAAAAAACUUCGCAUGACCGGUGGUGCUCAGGAAAUUGAGCGUCAACGGCAGAAAAAGAAUCAAAAUAUGUUACGACAGUUAUAUGAGAAGAAAAAAGAAAAGGAUGGAGACGACCAUGUUGAAGAGCAAGCUGAGGCUCAAGACAAGCCAGAGUCUGAGCAAGUGGAGGAAGCCGAAGUUACAGGAGACAUAGUCGAAGAGGAGUCGACCGAUCCAACGCCAGUCACCCCUGUAUCUGAAGUAACUGAAGAGACGGCGACUGUGGAAGGAACGGGUCAAGACACAGAAGCAGCACCCGAUGGGGAUCCAUCGGCCGUAACGCAAGAUGAUCAAAAGGAGCCUGAACCCGGCGUAGAGGCUGUAACUGCUCCAGUGGAAGCAGACGCUCCUACUGAAAAGCCUGAAGAUGACCCUAGUAGCAGCAAAGAUGCUGAAUGAUAAAAAACCACUGUCCAAACCACCUUUCCAUUAAUCCCUUCCACCACACUUGUAUACCAUUUAAUUACCUCUCACCAAUGCUGCAUCCUAUAAAUAUCACAACCCU
Messenger RNA from Umbelopsis ramanniana AG, 2986 nucleotides. RefSeq lists its product as uncharacterized. The transcript is spliced from 5 exons. Gene Ontology annotation, cellular component: cytoplasm; cell tip. The record is from RefSeq and is a predicted model, not a curated record. Gene Ontology annotation, molecular function: cytoskeletal regulatory protein binding. Bases 73 to 2880 code for a protein of 935 amino acids. Lineage: Eukaryota; Fungi; Mucoromycota; Umbelopsidomycetes; Umbelopsidales; Umbelopsidaceae. Gene Ontology annotation, biological process: establishment of cell polarity.